UUGGUCCUGUCGCAGGGGAGUAGAGAUGUGUUAUUUGGUUUGUGGGGAGUCAUUCUAACCAAGCUCUGUGUAGUCAGCCGAGAGCACAUGACCACAGUGAUCCUUUUUCUGCACACUGACGGAGCCCAAAACAGCAGUCAGCGGACCCCACUGCCGUUCUCGUCUACCCUUCUCAGCCUCAAGAAUAACCAGGGAGCUUGGAUUUCCACCGAUAAUGUGAGGUCAUCUUCACAACUAGGGACAAUUACUCCAUUAUCUGUCAAUUUUACUGAAGAAACAUGGAAAACCUCACACCGGAGCAAUGGCGGGAGAUAGUGAACAAGAAGAUGCGCUUCCCUCUGGAGCUGAUCAGUGCCAUCCAGGAGGGGAACAUAGUGAUGGUGUGUGGCCUGCUGAAUACUGGUGACGGUAUCAUCCGCCAGCUGGACGACUCCGAGGACCGGCUGUGGAGAGAGGCCCUGAACCUGUCCAUCCGCCUGGGCAACGAGGAUACCAUGGACGCCCUCCUCCAGGGCAUCAAGUUUGACUUUCGCCAGAUCCAUGAGGCUCUGCUGGUUGCCGUGGACACCAACCAGGCCCGCGUGGUGAAGAGGCUCCUCGACCGCCUGGACCAGGAGAAGGGCAACAAGAUGGAUGUGCGAUCCUUCUCCCUGGCCAUCUUCGACCACUCUAUCGAUGACUCGCAGUUCGCCCCAGGCGUGACCCCGCUGACCCUGGCCUGUCAGAAGGACCUGUAUGAGAUUGUCACCAUGCUGACCCAGAAGGGCCACAUCAUCCCACGGCCACACAAGAUCUCCUGUGCCUGUCUAGAGUGUAGGAACGGGCGGCAGUAUGACCUGCUGAAGUUCUCCCUGUCUCGCAUCAACACCUACCGUGGCAUUGCCAGCCGGGCCUAUCUGUCCAUCACCUCAGAGGACGCCAUGCUCAGUGCCUUCGGCCUCAGCAGGGAGCUACGCAAACUCUCCAAGAAGGAACCCGAGUUCAAGCCUCAGUACUUGGGUCUGGAGGAGCUGUGCCAGGAGUUUGCGGUGGAGCUGCUGGGGAUGUGCCGUAACCAGAGUGAGGUCACCACCAUCCUGAACAGCUGUGGAGAUGAAAGCCAGGACGCCCUUGACCAGCAGGCCUUCGAGGAGGGCAUCCCCAACCUGACCCGCCUGAGGCUUGCCGUCAACUGCAAUCAAAAACAGUUUGUAGCCCACCCUAUCUGCCAGCAGGUGCUGUCCUCUAUUUGGUGUGGGAACCUGUCUGGCUGGAGAGGCAGCAAGACAACCUGGAAGCUGCUGGUGUCUGUGGGGAUCUUCUUCACCAUGCCCCUCCUCUGCCUCGUCUACUGGAUUGCACCCAAGUCCAAGGUGGGAAAGAUACUGAAGAUUCCGGUGAUAAAGUUCCUUCUUCACUCUGCCUCCUACAUGUGGUUCCUCAUCACAUUGUUGGGAGAGUCCAUCACCAUGGAGUUGUAUAGAGAUCAGUUUGCUUCGCGUCAGCAGAAUAUUCUGCACAGCUCAUUCCACAUGGUGUGGGUGGUCGGGUUCUUCUGGUAUGAAUGUAAGGAGGUGUGGAUUGAAGGUCUGCGGAGCUACUUCCUGGACUGGUGGAACUGCAUGGACAUGAUGGUACUCAGCAUGUACCUGGCCUCCUUCACUCUGCGCGUCCUCAUCAUGCUAAAAGGUCACUUCCUGUGCCAGGCCCCUGACGGGACUGAGGAGUGUGCCUACUUCACCCAGACUGUGCGCCAGGACUGGCAUCAGGAGGACCCCCAGCUCAUAGCUGAGGUACUGUUUGCAGUGACCAGUAUGCUGAGCUUCACCCGCUUGGCCUACAUCCUGCCUGCACAGGAGUCCCUGGGUACACUCCAGAUCUCCAUAGGGAAGAUGAUCGAUGACAUGAUGAGGUUCAUGUUCAUAUUGAUGAUUAUUGGAACUGCUUUCCUCUGUGGUAUCAAUAACAUCUAUGUUCCUUAUGUCACCCAACCAUAUCUUGGAAGGUUUAACGAGACUUUUCGUUUCCUGUUCUGGACCAUGUUUGGGGUGGCCAACCAGGACUAUGUGGACAUGCCUGAGUUUGUGGUUGCAGAGUUUGUGGGCAGAAUCCUUUACGGCAUCUUCACCCUGGUGAUUGUGAUCGUGCUGCUCAACAUGCUCAUUGCAAUGAUCACCAACUCCUUCCAGAAGAUUGAGGAUGAUGCUGAUGUUGAGUGGAAAUUUGCCCGAUCCAAGCUCUAUCUGAGUUACUUCCGAGAAGGUCUCACUAUGCCUGUCCCCUUCAACAUCAUCCCCUCACCUAAGGCCUUUUUCUACCUCAUACGGGGUAUUUUUCGUAAGAUCUGCUGCUGUUGUACUUUGAACUCGACACCAGACUAUCCCCCCAUAACCUCCAUGUCGAACGGGAAGGAGAUGGAUGGUGGAGGGUCGGGGGAGAACCAGAUACCUUAUCGCCAGCAGGUGAUACGGGCUCUGGUGCAGCGCUACAUUGAGUCUGAACGUCGGAAGUUUGAGGAGACCAAGAGAAAAGAUGUGGGUAAUCGGAUCACAGAGCUAAACAAGGUGGUGGGCAGGCUGCAUGCUGAGAUGAAGGCCAUCAUGCAGGUUCUGGUGGACUCUGGCCAGGCUGCAGGAGACAUCCCCAACACUGAUGGCUCAUCCAUCCUGGGGAAAUACAUAAUGGGAGCCAAGAACAACUUCAGGGGGUUCGACAACAGGCUGGACAACAAACACACACCUCUACGGGUGACUGUGGAGAUGGGACAAGAGGGAAAAGUGGCGGAAGAGAAGGCUGGAGCAGUGGUGAUGCUAAAUGACGAAGGGAUGGAGGUGGAACACGACAGAAAGGUGGAGAUAGGAAAGGAUGGAAGGACAGCAAUGGGACUAGACAAAAAAGUGGAGAUGGAAAAGGAGGCUAAGGAUGGAGAGAUGGUGGUCAAACAGGAAGUAAAGGUGGAUGUGGGGCUAGAUGGAGCAGAGGGGACGAAGCAGGUAGGAGACAUGGAUGUUGUGAAGAUGGAGGAGGGGAGAGCUGAUGGAAGGAAGGGAGAGAGAAGGGCGGAGGAGGUAGUGAAGGAGUCGGAGCAGAACAUGGAAAAUGGAGAAAAGGGAGAGGUAAGAGAGCACAAGAUGGAAAGGAGAGGAGACAGUGACGGGAAGGGGGAGAAGGGGAUAAAUAAGGCACGCAACAAUGAGACGGUGGAGAAAAGGGUGGAGGGAGAGUCCAGUCCGGGUAAGGCAGAAGUAAGGAUGGAAGUGAAAGACAAAGGGAAAAAGGUAGAUAGCAGUGUGAAUAAUACAAUCGGGGACAAAGGAGUUGUAGGAGGUGACAAAACAGUUAAUGAAAUGGGAGGAUGUGGGAAUGAAAGUAAAGUAGACAUGGGACUGGAAGAUGUGAAAGAGGUAGAGAGGAAGGUCAAAGCGAUGGAACUAAAGGAGAAAAGAGUGGUGGGGAAGAUCAACGUGGCAGAGAGGUGGAAUAAGGGGGAGGGGAGGGCAGUGGAGGAGAAUGUGAUUGAAAAGAAGGCUGCCAAGGCUGGCAUGGUGGUGGUGGAGAAUACUGCCAGGGCUGGGGUGAAUAUCCUGGGGGAGAAGGUGGUUCCUUCCCCGACCGGUAGCAGCAGCUCACAGGACACUGGCUUCGGCUCACAGGAAGGGGAGGGGUCCAUCAAUGGAGGACCAAUGAGACCCGCAUAUCUGAGUGCAUCAUCUCCAGAUUAGAGGUGUCAGCCAGUUAGCAUUGUUUCAGUCAAAUCCAUAGUACAGUAAUUGGUUGACCACAGGAGAUGUUUUACAUCAACGCAGCAAUAUACACUUGCAGUUGGUAGCAUAGGAACAUUUCGCUGUAAAAGGAGGUACAAACCAUUCGAAGGCAUGUAUACUGAACAAAAAUAUAAACGCAACAUGUAAAGUGUUGAAUGUUAAUUUCUCUACCAUAAGCCACCUCCAACGUCGUUUUACAGAAUUUGGCAGUGUGUCCAACCGGCCUCACAACCGCAGACCAUGUUUAACCACGCCAGCUCAGGACCUCCACAUCUGGCUUCUUCACCUGCGGGAUGGUCUGAGACCAGCCACCCGGACAACUGAUGAAACUGAGGAGUAUUUCUGUCUGUAAUAAAGCCCUUUUAAGGGGGAAAACGCAUUCUGUUUGGCUGUGCUUGGCUCCCCAGUGGGUCGGCCUGGCUCCCAAGUGGGUGGGCUUAUGCCCUUCCAGGCCCACCUAUGGCUGCGCCCAGCCCAGUCAUGUGAAAU
Molecule: messenger RNA, 4232 nt
Organism: Salmo salar (Atlantic salmon)
Lineage: Eukaryota; Metazoa; Chordata; Actinopteri; Salmoniformes; Salmonidae
Product: short transient receptor potential channel 2
Biological process (GO): single fertilization; calcium ion transmembrane transport; regulation of cytosolic calcium ion concentration
Cellular component (GO): cation channel complex; plasma membrane
Molecular function (GO): store-operated calcium channel activity; inositol 1,4,5 trisphosphate binding
Source: RefSeq, a predicted model, not a curated record